AGUGGGAGUCUUUGACACGGGUCUUUUGGUGAGUUAUGAAGAAGAAUUCGAGAUUAAUAAUUUGCUUGUAAAUCAGUUGAGGUCUUUAGCCUCCACUUGAUUGCGUAUAUGUUCUUUGAACUGGGUUCUAGAAAAGUGGCUGUUUUGAUUAUUUGAGAAGAUGAGAUUUCAGAAAUACAGAAAGGAGGACUUUUCUUUAGCCUCAGUUGGAAUUUCUCAGUUUCUAGACAUGGGUUUUGUUUAUUUAAACCUGGAGAUUGGAAAUUUGAGUUUUUAGUCUUGCAGAGAUGGGAUUUGAGUAAUAAUAGAAACUGAAUAUGAUCGAACAUUUAGAGUCUGAGUUUGAUCAAUUUUCACUGUAACGAGACAUAGGUCUUGAGAUGUUAGACAUGGGUUCUACGAAUUCUGUAGGUUUCAAGUCAUUAUAAAGCUAUAGAGAUUGGGAAGAGCUGAGCUUUAAAUCGAAGCUUGAGGGUUUCUCUGUGUUCUGGAAGUAGGAGCUUCUGCAUCAGACUUGAGGAUUUUGAACUCUGGGGUAAUAUGUUAAAAGACCUUCUUCUUAUGGGCAAUAUGAUAAAAGAUCAUGGAAAUCUCUAAUGUUCACCUGCUUUUGCUUUUUUGACAUAAUGAGAGGAUUUUGAGUUUUGAAGAUGGACUAUACCAAAUGUACAAGAGUUGUUGCAUUCUUCGUGUUGACAAUUCUAGCCACGAAUUUUAUGGAAAUUAGGGCUUAUGCCCCCGAAGAACCUCUAUAUGAGCGUCAUUACACGGAGCGAGAAAUAGGACUAAGGCAUUGGUAUAGUUCUGAAGCAGGCAGGAAGUUGCUUCAAAGUGAGAUUGGAUCAGCACCCAAGAGACAGAGGGAUGAUGGUACAGUGAGGGUGGACCCCUUGGAUCACUUCAAGAAAUAUAGAGGCGGCUAUGACAUAACUAAUAAGCAUUACUGGAGUUCAACUGUAUUUACAGGAGUAUAUGGAUAUGCCAUUGGGAUAAUAUGGUUUUUGUGUGGCAUGAUUUAUGGUGGGUUUUUACUCGCAACCAAUCUAUGCUGCACAAAGAAGAGAAAGCUCAAGAGAAGACAAGCCUGCUCUAAACAGUGUUAUCUCUGGCCUAUUCUCUUGGGGACUAUCUUCACAUUUCUAGCCAUAAUAGCAUCUGGAGUUGUUCUUGGUGGGACCUCAAGAUUCCAUUCGAGGGCGAAAACAGUGAUAAAUAUCAUCAUGGACACAGCAGAUGAGGCAUCCAGGACCCUAUACAACACAACAGAGGCAAUGAGAGACAUCCGCGACAACUUAAAAUCAUCUGAAGAAGUUAGAAAGGCUUCUGGCUUCCUUAAUUCUACAUCCCGGAGGCUUGACUAUCAAGCUGCAGACAUAGAAAGGCAGGCUAGAAAGAACAGGCGUUUGAUCAACAGGGGUUUAAAGAUAGUGUAUGCAACAACAACUGUGGCUAUUUCAUUAAACCUGGUUGCUGUUGUUGCACUGUCAGUCUCUGUAUAUCUGAAGUUGCCCCGAGCAUUUCACCUGCUUAUUAUAGUAUGCUGGAUAUUGACAGUUCUGUGUUGGGUGGGCUUUGGGAUUUAUUUCUUUCUAGAAAGGUUCACUGGCGACACAUGCACAGCUUUUGAAGAUUUCCAACAAGAUCCAAGCAACAGCACCUUGGGCUCAAUCCUUCCAUGUGAUGAACUAGUUUCAGCAAAAUCAGUCCUACAAGAUGUCAGCAAAGGAAUCUAUAAUUUGGUGAAUCAGGUGAAUGCAAACAUAUCAGAACUGAAGGCAUCCACUUUUCCAAAUAUUGCUUAUAUCUGCAACCCUUUCUCGGCACCACCAGAUUACAAUUACCAACCAGAAAAUUGUCCUCUCAACACAAUCAAAAUAGGAGACAUUCCCCAGGUUUUGAAGGCAUUCACUUGUUCCGGGAAUACUGGAACCUGUACAGGAGAGCUCAUUUCAGAUGCUGAUUUUAAAACAGUGGAGGCAUACACAAGCUCGAUUCAGAAUCUACUGAAUUCCUUUCCUGGUAUGGAAAGCCUGGUAGACUGCCAGUUAGUAAAAGAUGCUUUCAGUGAGAUCCUUUCCAGACACUGCCAUCCAAUGAAGAAAUAUGUCAGGAUGGUGUGGGCAUCAAUGGUUGUCCUCUCAACAAUCAUGGUGGCAUUGGUUCUGACAUGGAUGACAAAACUUCAUCAUGACCAGAAACGCCAUUUUAAUGAAGGGUCGUCUGUGAAACCUCAUUCAGCCAGAGCCAGUAUGAUGGAUUUUGAUGCAACUGAGGUGGAUGCUUAUAAUGAACUGGAACCGAAAUCAAUGCCAUAACCAACACUAUAUAUAGUUGCUCAGAUAUUGUCUAAACACCCAAUGUACCACUGAGUUGAAGAGACAGAGGAGGAAGAUCCAAGAGAUAAGCUUGCAAACUGUAAAGAUGAGAAAGAAAAUAGAAACAGAUGACUAACUGAAAUUCAGAAGAUGUUGAGAAAUAUUGCAGGAGGUCAUGAUUUCUUAGUGAGUGAUGGACACUUCCUCCUAAGAAGAGUCCAUCUUGGCAAGUUCUUUUGCACUAGAAAUGAUGAAGUGAAUUCUUUCAUUGAUAUAAAAAGAUUAUUUCUUUCUUGUACAAAUUAAGGCAAAACUAGGCUGAAAAUUUAAUCCUUAUUUUGGAGUGCACAAUAUUUCUCAAGCACAUAAUAAAGUAUGAUUGGGUACC
Molecule: messenger RNA, 2703 nt
Organism: Nelumbo nucifera (sacred lotus)
Lineage: Eukaryota; Viridiplantae; Streptophyta; Magnoliopsida; Proteales; Nelumbonaceae
Source: RefSeq, a predicted model, not a curated record